Molecule: messenger RNA, 801 nt
Organism: Metarhizium acridum CQMa 102
Lineage: Eukaryota; Fungi; Ascomycota; Sordariomycetes; Hypocreales; Clavicipitaceae
Source: RefSeq, a predicted model, not a curated record
AUGACACUCGACCAAAACGAGGCAGCCAGGAAAAUGCCUGCCAAUAUUUCUGUCAUCAGCUUUCCAGGGGCGUGGCAUCCCGCCUCAUGCAUGAGCAGCUUCGUCUCAAGCCUGGACUCAAUCGGACUCCCCACUGCGGCCUACACCCUUCAGAGUGUCGGGAACGCAUCGACAGGAGUGUCGGAUGAUGCGGACUAUAUGCGAUCUAUCAUGAAUUCUCUGAUUAAUGCCGGCAAAGACGUGGUGCUUGUUUCUCACUCUUAUGCUGGGUUCCCAACAACCUGGGCCAUCUCCGGCAUGGACAAGCGUGGCCGUGAGGCCCGCGGCGAGAAGGGCGGCGUAUUGGGCGUCAUAUACCUUUCGUCAUUUGUUCCGAAAGAGGACGAGACUCUGUAUGGCCUGCUAGGUAACCAAUGGUUUCCCUGGAUCAAGGAAGACGAAACCAAAAAAUUCAUUAUUUGCUCAAACGAGGGCCACAUCUUCUACAAUGAUUGCACUCACGAGCAAGUAGAAGUCGCAACCAAGUCUCUGAAGCCCCGUUCCCUCAAGGCUACUAAAGGCAAGGAUGCUAUCCCUAAGAAUAUAGGCUGGCGGGAGUCAGGUUAUGAUGGCCGUCGUGGGUACAUCCGCUUGACUGAGGACAACGCUAUUCCGCUGUCGUACCAGGACUACUUGAUCAGCCGAUCGGGAGUGAACUGGUCCGUUAAGACACUCAAUGCGUCUCAUAGUCCAUUUUUGUCGAUGCCUGAUGCUACGGCCGAGCUUGUUCAAGAGCUUAUUCAGGAGUUCCUCGCUGCUUGA